This is a messenger RNA of Cyphomyrmex costatus, 802 nucleotides long. RefSeq names its product protein big brother. The transcript is spliced from 3 exons. Gene Ontology annotation, molecular function: transcription coactivator activity; sequence-specific DNA binding. Bases 1 to 783 code for a protein of 260 amino acids. Gene Ontology annotation, biological process: regulation of transcription by RNA polymerase II. The record is from RefSeq and is a predicted model, not a curated record. Lineage: Eukaryota; Metazoa; Arthropoda; Insecta; Hymenoptera; Formicidae. Gene Ontology annotation, cellular component: core-binding factor complex; nucleus.
AUGAUGCAUGCAAUGAGCGAGCAUGCGGGGGUGGGUGUGUUGCCGUUCGACGGAAUGGGUCUGUACGAACAGCCGCGGCCACCCCGGCUCGUCUUCAAGAUGCCUCGCGUGGUGCCCGAUCAGAAAGCCAAGUUUGAGAGCGAUGAGCUGUUCAGAAGGUUGAGUCGCGAAAGCGAGGUGAGGUACACUGGUUAUAGAGAUCGGCCGAUCGAAGAACGUCAAGUACGUUUCCAAAAUGGCUGUCGAGAAGGCCACACAGAGAUUGCUUUUGCGGCAACGGGCACAAAUCUUCAGCUAGUUUUUGGCAACGCAUCUGGAAAUUACCCUGUCGAUCCUAACGACUGUGAUUUUGACAAGGAACACGGCAAGGUACACUUGCGCUCGCAUUUAAUCAUGAACGGUGUUUGCGUGAGGUGGCGAGGCUGGAUCGACCUGGAGCGACUGGACGGCGUCGGGUGCCUCGAGUACGACGAGGAACACGCCGCCGAAGAGGACGCGUUGCUACGCGAUCAGCUCGAGCGUUACAAUCAACGGCUGCGCGAUUUUGAGGAGAAGCAACGUACCUACCGGAGUGGUCCAGCGUCGGCCGCACAGCCGCCGCAUCUUAAUCAUCAUUAUCACCACGACACACACCAUGCGACCAGCCACCACCAUCAUCAUCAUGGUCACCAUAGCCGACACGUGGGCGGUGCAGGUGCCACCGGUGCCACCGCGACCGGAAUCGAGCCUCACUUGCCGCAUCGCCAGGAUCCCGAGAUGGAGGUGCGACUGCGGGCCUUCUGAGACUUGCGUAGACCUUCUG